Molecule: messenger RNA, 1266 nt
Organism: Recurvomyces mirabilis
Lineage: Eukaryota; Fungi; Ascomycota; Dothideomycetes; Mycosphaerellales; Teratosphaeriaceae
Gene: ARG1
Product: argininosuccinate synthetase
Exons: 2
Coding region: 1-1266 (421 amino acids)
Biological process (GO): urea cycle; L-arginine biosynthetic process
Cellular component (GO): cytoplasm
Molecular function (GO): argininosuccinate synthase activity; ATP binding
Source: RefSeq, a predicted model, not a curated record
AUGGGCAAAGGCAAAGUAUGCUUGGCUUACUCAGGCGGUCUCGACACCAGCUGUAUCCUCCGCUAUCUGCUCGAUGAAGGCUAUGAGGUGAUCGCCUUCAUGGCCGACGUAGGCCAAGAGGAGGACUUCAAAGCAGCAAAGGAAAAGGCACUCAAGAUCGGAGCCAGCCAAUGCUACAUCGAAGACCUGCGCCGGGAAUUCAUCGAAGACCUCUGCUACCCGGCGAUUGCCUCCAACGCCAUAUACGAGAACGUCUACCUCCUUGGCACCUCCCUCGCCCGUCCGGUCAUCGCUCGCGCCCAGAUCGCUGUAGCACAAAAGGAAGGCUGCUUCGCGGUCUCGCAUGGCUGCACAGGUAAAGGCAACGAUCAAGUCCGCUUCGAGCUCGCCUUCUACGCUCUUCAGCCCUCGAUCCAAGUCAUCGCGCCAUGGCGCGACCCAGUCUUCUACAACAAAUUCAAGGGCCGCAACGAUCUCCUCGACUACGCCUCCUCCAAGGGUAUCCCAGUGACGAGCACUAAGAGCAAGCCCUGGAGCAUGGACGAGAACCUGGCGCACUGCAGCUAUGAAGCCGGCAUCCUCGAAGACCCCAACACGACUCCGCCAGAGGACAUGUGGAAACUGACGGUCGACCCUCUCAAAGCUCCUAAUGAGCCUGAAGAUUUCACACUGCAUUUCAAGCAAGGUCUGCCUGUCAAGCUUGAAAGCAAAGACGGCGCGAAAACAGAUGCCGUCGAUCUGUUUCUCACCGCCAACGCCAUUGCCCGCCGACAUGGUGUAGGACGUAUCGAUAUUGUAGAGAACCGCUUCAUUGGCCUGAAGUCCCGAGGCUGCUACGAGACCCCUGGCCUGACUAUGCUUCGUUCCGCUCACAUCGAUCUCGAAGGCUUGGUCAUGGAUCGUGAAGUUCGCGCACUUCGUGAUCAGUUCCUCACUUUCAACUACGCCAAGCUUCUGUAUAACGGCUUGUACUUCAGCCCUGAGCGAGAGUUCCUGGAGUCGUCCAUCACGGCCUCGCAAAAGAAUGUGAACGGUAGCGUGAGGUGCAGGGUCUACAAGGGCAUGUUCACCGUGCUAGGCAGAUGGUCAGAGACGGAGAAGCUGUACGACGAGAGCGAGUCGAGUAUGGACGAGAUUGGGGAUUUCGCGCCACAAGACACUACCGGUUUCAUCUCAGUCAAUGCGAUCAGGCUGAAGAAGUACGGAAAGGCGAAGGAGGAGAGCGGCGUCUCCCUCGUCACGAGGGGAAGCACGAAGGCUACUUGA